AUGAGUGAUGAUAUUACUGUCGGGGGUUGUCUCAUUCGCUGGACACAUUACGGUCUGGGGUUGAUUUCCGGUGGGUUGGUUAUAAUUUGGUCUAACUAAAGCAAACGGAUAGAGUCCUCCGGUCAGAAAAAAAGAUUUACCUUAAUUUUGCAGCCCUCUUCUGUUCAAACACUACUGCUACUACUACUACUACUACUACUACUACUACUACUACUGCUACUACUACUACUACUACUACUGCUGCUGCUGCUGCUGCUGCUGCUGCUGCUGCUGCUGCUGCUGCUGCUGCUGCUGCUGCUGCUGCUGCUGCUACCACUACUACUACCACCCAAGUCCAUAUCGUAACCCUAACCUGUCCCUAUGCUGUGCUGUUCCCCUACACUGAUUUUGUCUGUUCGGAGUGUUAG
Molecule: messenger RNA, 407 nt
Organism: Spirometra erinaceieuropaei
Lineage: Eukaryota; Metazoa; Platyhelminthes; Cestoda; Diphyllobothriidea; Diphyllobothriidae
Source: the annotation of a GenBank genome assembly